Messenger RNA from Acaromyces ingoldii, 1325 nucleotides. RefSeq lists its product as hypothetical. The transcript is spliced from 5 exons. NCBI's taxonomy places the organism in Eukaryota, Fungi, Basidiomycota, Exobasidiomycetes, Exobasidiales, Cryptobasidiaceae. The coding region runs from base 172 to 1155 and encodes 327 amino acids. Gene Ontology annotation, molecular function: oxidoreductase activity. The record is from RefSeq and is a predicted model, not a curated record.
UUCUCCCGAUUACGACACCCAUCACCACCACUUCUUCCAUCCCUUCCCUUAGAAGCAUUUCUUUGCUCGUCGCACUUCUUUCCCUUUGUCUCUUCUAUCACUACCAAAACACACACACCACAAUGCCUGUAGGCCAACGCUCUUCACGCCUCGGCCGUCGACAGCGGCAACAUGUCCGUUGAGGAGAUGAAGAAGGCUGCCCAGGACAAGGCUGCCGGCGCCGGAACUGGCGAGCGUCGCCGUUCGUCGGUCACGACGGAGAAGGUCAAGCUCAACUCGGGCCACUACAUUCCCCAGGUCGCCCUCGGUGUCUACAAGGCCCCCAACGACGGCACCACUGAGAACGCUGUCAAGUGGGCUUUCGAGGCUGGCUACCGCCACGUUGACUCUGCUGCUCGAUACAUGAACGAAGAGGCCGUUGGACGAGCCAUCGCUGAUUUCCUCAAGAACUCGGAUGUCAAGCGCGACGAGCUCUUCGUCACCUCGAAGCUCUGGGACGCUGACCACGAGCGUGCGGCCGAGGCCAUCGACGAGUCGCUCAAGAAGCUCAACCUCGACUACAUUGACCUUUACCUCAUCCACUCGCCUGGUAACCUUGGUGCUGACGCCCGCAUCAAGGCGUGGAAGGACCUCGAGGCCGCCGUUGACGCUGGCAAGAUCAAAUCGAUUGGUGUCUCCAACUUCGACGUUGAGGAGCUCGACCACCUCCUGGCCGAGUGCCGCAUCAAACCGGCCGUCAACCAGAUCGAGUCGCACCCCUUCUUUGCCCACGAGGAGCUCCGCGAGGCCACCAUUGCCCGUGGUAUCCACGUUCAGGCCUACUCGCCCAUGGCCCAGGGUGCUGCUCUGGAGCGUGAGGAGAUCAAGGCCAUUGCCAACAAGCACGGCAAGUCGCCUGCCCAGGUCCUUCUCCGCUGGGGCCUGCAAAUCGGCAACAUCAUUCUCCCCAAGUCGCUCACCCAGAGCCGCAUUGAGGCCAACGCUCAGCUCUUUGACUUUGAGCUCGACGCCGACGACAUGGAGGUCCUCAACGCCCUCGACGAGGGCAUGAAGAUGGGCAAGCUCGGACCCGCGGGCACCUCGGCCCCCGGCUCUCGCCGCUCCUCCAACUCGGGCGGUGCUGCUGGCGGCAAGCUCCAGAUGACUUCGUCUUAACAAGGAGAGUGAUCGACCCUCCCUUGGGAAGUUGUCUAAUUGCUUCGGUUACCCCUCCGACCCCCUUCCCCCUUCUUCCCAACCCUUUCCCACUCCAGAACCCCACCCUUCCACGUUCACAACUCACAAGAGAAGUUUUGUAAAAAUAAAGACGCAUACGAGGCAACCUA